This is a messenger RNA of Acanthaster planci (crown-of-thorns starfish), 2946 nucleotides long. It is a transcript of the gene napg, whose product is annotated as NSF attachment protein gamma. NCBI's taxonomy places the organism in Eukaryota, Metazoa, Echinodermata, Asteroidea, Valvatida, Acanthasteridae. The record is from RefSeq and is a predicted model, not a curated record.
CCCAACUUGACAAGCGAGGGCGCUAUUUACAGUGAAAAUGGCAGCUGCCGUGAGUGCGAAGAAGACAGUGGACGCAGAAGGACACGCCCGAGAGGCUGAAAAAUGCCUGAAAACCUCAUGGACGAAGUGGAAACCAGACUUUGAUGGAGCUGCCCAUGCAUAUGAGAAAGCAGGUCUGUGCUACCGUCAUGCCAAGUCACUGGAGAAAUCCAAGGCCAUGUACAUGAAGGCCGCUGAGUGUCACACUCAGUGCAAAGCGCUGUUCCACGCAGCGAAAGCUUACGAGCAAGCGGCUCUCCUACUGAAGGAUAUGAAGGAGUAUGAUGAAGCCGUCCAUCUGAUCACUCGGGCGGCAAGCAUGUUCAGAGAGCACGGAACGGGCGACACAGCUGCCAUCUCACUAGAAAAAGCAGCCAAAAUGAUGGAGACAAUAAAUGCAAAAUCAGCUGUGGAUCUGUACCUGUCGGCCGCAGAGAUUGCUGAGAAUGAAGACCGAAUACGGCAGUCGGUGGAUUCGGUCAGCAAAGCGGCAAGACUCUCGGUCAGGACCCGAGACUUUGACAAGGCCCUGCAGCUGCUGGAGAAAGCAAGGAAUAUGUACGACGUCGUGGAGAAUCUCGGAUACGUGUACAAGAUGGUGGUCGUUACUGUGCUGGUUCAUCUGCAUCGGGGGGACUUUGUGGCCGCCAGCAAGGUUUGCAACGCAGCUAUGAGGUACGACGGUUACGCCAUGGACGAGUCAUCGUCCCUCCUUGAGCAACUCUUAGAAGCCUACGACCAGCAGGACCAGGAGAGCGCCAGCAAGAUUCUCUUUUUACCCUAUUUUACGUACCUGGACAAUGACUACGUUAAGCUGGCCAGGACGUUGAGGGUACCAGGGGGUGAGGUCGGCGGUGGUGGUGGGAGGCAAGAGCUGACCACAGAAGGAGCAACGGCCAUGGGAGGUCAGGACGAGGCAGUGGAAGACGAUGAAGAGGAUGAGUAUGCAGGGGGAUUGUGCUGAGAUGCAGCCCGAUUGUCAUUGCACUUGAGUACAUCUCAUACUCAUUUGAGUUUGUGUACUGGUUUUGAGUAUGUGUACUCACUCUGAGUAGGAUUAAAUUCGAGUUGAAUUAAAUUCACAUUGGAUUAAAUGCAAGUGCAUUGAGAUCAGUAUGAGUGACAGUACUCACUACUCAGUCUUCAAAAUGAAUUGUGCAGCUUUGGCCAUUGGGGUGAGUUUACUGCUUCACUGCUGCCGUAGGCAGUGACAAAAUUGUUUGAUUCUGAAGUGGCCUUAGAGAGUGGCCAUUGCUGUCAGAUUGGCUGAAGACAAGAAGUUGAUUGAGGGUGGUGUUUAGCUGACACCAGACCGAUUGUAUUCCACUGAAUGCCAUAGUGUAGAGACGGGAUAAACCAUGACUGGUUUGUUAGAUUUCAUGCUAGUUUACUCAAAUAUGUUAUACAUUGUAUUAUUAAGAGGUAUACAUGUACAUGUGUAUCUGUUAUGCCUGUGCUGUAGUUAAUGUCUGUGGAGAAUACUGUAUACAUGCUUAUUGACAGAAAGUAACAAGUUGUUUGUGUCCCUAAGCAAGACAGUUUAACCAAAUGCAGAACAGGUUUCACCCGAGGCAAGCGACCACAAUUCACCUGGCCCCUUGAAAUGGUAAAAGCAUUGUCCAAGAUUUUGUCCAGAAAAAACUGUCCAAGGCCAAUUUCACGAUAUGAUGCAGAUGGCAUUGUAUGUCGGCCAUUUUGUGGAGCCUAACCGGCAUGCAUUGGUAAGUUCCAGGGGUUUGCCUACAGUGGUUUACCUAGGCAGUUGGGCAGCUGAUGUUGGGACCAGCCUGACAAAGCUUACCCAUAUUGUGUGUGACCAAUGUUAUUACAAAUAACCACUCUUUCAAGUCAUGCAUAGUUCUGUUGGCAACACCAUUCCGAAUUCGUCAAGAUUCAGCAACCAUGCCUGCCGUCGAGUCACUGGAGUCCUGGCCAAACCCUGUUUGAGCAACUGGAUUACUUGUGCUGAUGGCUCAUACCCCAGAAGUGCCCCCAACUCUUUGCCAUUUGACUCCUCCGCCUCCCCAACUCUCCAAAUUGUCUUGUGAUUUUGACCCCUUUUUAUUUCACUGUAUAUAUUUCUGCUUUCCGAGAGCAUACCCUAUAUGUUCCUUCCUGUACGUAGCUGGACUCUUGUGAAAUGGUAUCACGGUCAUUGAUACUUUUAUUGCUAAUGGAUAAAGUGAGAAAAAUGCAGAGUUUCAUUCUGAUGGCUUUUGUGACUAGAAACGUUGUCUAUGUAUAAUGUGAGACAUCAUUUUCACAAUAUGCGUUUAUUUCCUCUUUACAUUAGUUAUGUCAACAAAAGUGACAUGUAAUCUCACUUUACAGUGCAAUAUCUGAUUCUAGACUUUCUCCAAGGUUUUUAGUGUCUGUAAACGCUGGUGAUUUUGUAACCUGAAAAUAUCAAAACUGAUUCUGUGUUUUUGUGUUUCAUUAUUAUUCACCAAGCAUGUGAGAAAUGGAUUCCCGAAACAGAUGUUGAAAUAAAAAGUAAUUUGAGAAGUGAAUGUGCUGUCCAUCCAUGUUUUUUUUGUUGAGGACUUUGGAGAGCUAGCAUGUUUCUGCAUGUUGGAUCCUUUGGUGAUUAACAAACUGUCAUGAUUUUUAUUUUAUAAAAAGUAGAGUAUAAUUUGAAGAUAUUGAAUUGUACAUUUUAACCGUUGGUGAAGGUGUGCUUCUUUGACCAACUAUAACAGUCAUAAUCGUUGUCGUGCCUCCAAAAAUAAUUUGUAAAUUUUAAUGAUAAUGGUAAUGUCAAAACCAGAAAUAUGGGUAAUAGCUUUUUGGUUGAUGUCAAACAAGAUUUAGCAAGUCACAUUUGGUUUUUCUUACGAAAGUAUAUGAUAGUACAUGUGCGUGUACAGUAGCUUCAUCUUUAUGUUAAUUAAAGUACAUGUAUUUUAA